AUGUUUGAGAAUGAUCUAAAUGGACAACCAUCUCAGUGCUCCAUUUGUGGCGACAGAGCGACCGGGAAGCACUAUGGAGCAGCGUCCUGCGAUGGAUGCAAGGGAUUCUUCAGGAGGAGCGUGCGCAAGAACCACCAGUACACCUGUCGCUUCGCCAGGAACUGCGUGGUGGACAAGGACAAGAGGAAUCAAUGUAGAUACUGUAGAUUAAAGAAGUGCUUCAGAGCCGGCAUGAAGAAAGAAGCUUGUUCUUCCCUUCCAGCUGUUCAGAAUGAGAGAGAUCGCAUCAGUACUAGGAGACCAAGCUAUGAGGAUGGUCUACAGAAUGGAGGUGUCUCUAUCCCACAGCUUGUCAAUGCAGAACACAUGUCAAGACAAGUCAUUCCAAAUCCUGUAAACCUCCCUGAUGGUACCAUCGCAGGGAAGAAGAUAGCUACAAUGAAUGAUGUGUGUGAGAGUAUGAAACAACAUCUAUUGGUUCUUGUAGAAUGGGCAAAGUAUAUCCCCAGCUUCUGUGAUCUGCCUCUUGAUGAUCAGGUUGCCCUUUUAAGAGCUCAUGCUGGGGAGCACCUGGUCUUGGGUGCAGCAAGACGGUCUCUGCCCUACAAAGACAUCCUGGUGCUAGGACCUGAUGUGAUCCUUCCAAGGCAUUCCCAGGAUCAGAUGGAUAUUCACAGAGUGGCAAGUCGUGUCCUUGAUGAACUCAUCACCCCCAUGAGGGAUGUGGGUCUUGAUGACCAUGAGUUUGCUUGCCUCAAAGCAAUUGUCUUCUUUGACCCAGAUGCAAAGGGACUGAGUGAGCCAGGCCGUAUCAAGAUGCUUCGCUACCAGGUCCAGAUACAUCUGGAAGACUACAUCAAUGACAGGCAGUAUGACAGUAGAGGGCGCUUUGGUGAAAUCCUUCUCAUGCUUCCCCCGCUUCAAAGCAUCACAUGGCAGAUGAUUGAACAGAUCCAGUUUGCUCGCCUCAUGGGAGUCGCCAAAGUGGACAAUCUCCUUCAGGAGAUGUUGCUUGGAGGUUCUGCCAACGACCCCUCCCAGCAACACGUGCCUGCCAGUAUGCCCGGGAUGACUGCGCACCCGCCUCCGACCCCGCCCGGCGACCAGCAUACCAUCGUCAAUGGCCAUCUCAUGCAUGCUGCUGCUGCACACGGUGGUGCUCCACAUCUCACUCAGGCCUCUUCUACAGCUCAGGUGAUAGCAGAUUUCAAACUGCAGCAAGCCAGCCAGCCAUCAGUCACUGUCACCCAGACCCACAUAGGAGCCCCUCCUCCACCCCCAGCCACUGCCGGACCUCCAGCCCCAGCUGCUGUAGCUGUGACGGUGCCCAUCCCAAAGCAAGAGAGGACACAGAUCAACACCAUGCUCAAGGAAGAGGUGGUAUAAUGCCAAGAUGAAGCGGACAUCAUCCACCUAUCCUUCUCUAUUUCAUCAUGCUUCUUGUCUCCGUCUGCAUUCAAAGUACUACCGGUGAAUAGCUCUAUCUCAAAGAGCCAUUUGCUCUUGAAAUACUUUUCGUGGUCCAUUCCAUUUUAUGCCGGAAGUUGCUUCCAAGAUAGGAAUGCAUCAAUUAUCAUCUUUUCCAGUUGGGUAUCUUUUUCUUUCUCUCUUCAUCAUAAGUACUCCUGGUAGAUAGUUGGUGUAAAGUCACUGUUCCAAUGGUACAUUGUUAUAAACAUUCCACUUGCAAGAUGGUGUGACCAAUUGAUGAGAACUUCCACCCAUCUUGGCCUGCGUUUUAAUCUUCAUCCAAAGAUCUAAUGGUAGACAAAUGGAGGCAUCAUCCUUAUUGGUGCUCUUUUACCCUGAUUUGUAUCCAAAUGUCUACUAGUAAGCAAUUGGUGUAAACGCAUGUGUCUUAAAAACCACUAUACGUCACAUUCCACAAAAUGGGGGUAAGAUUGGGAGGCAUCAUCCACUCUGGUGAUCCUCAUCUGCAUCUGCAUCCAAAGAGCUACCUGUUGACAGUUGGUAUUGAUAUACUAGUCUUAGAAACCACUGUGUUUCAUGUUCCACUUCAAAAAGAUAGAGUAAAAGUGGUCUUUUACCCUUGUAUGGGUUUGAAGAUCUACUGCUAGACCGUAUUUGUUGAUCCUGCUGUAGGUGAAAUGAUAAUCAACACUUUGAUUGUGGGCAUCGACGGAAAGACAAGACAGGUGUAGAAGAAUGGCACUUCUGUCUCUGAUGUCCUGUGUGCCUGGUAUCUUGUGUGUGUAAAGAUCAUUAGCAGGGGAUCGUAAAUCUUAUAUACCAAUAUACAUCACAUUCCAUUUACAAGAGGAGACGGCAAGAUACUCUUAGUCUGUACAAGUCAUUACCCAUCCUGGCGGAUUUUCAGCCUUAUCUGGAUCCAAAAGGUUUGUAUAAUAUCAUCCUAAGAUCUACCAUUAUACGAUUGGUAUGAUGCCAUUGAUCUUAUAAGUGAGUUCCAUUUUGUCUCAUUUCACUCGCAAGAGCAAGCACAUAUGUUGAAAAGAUGGAGAGCAUGCAAGAGACAUCAGCCAUCGUGAUGUUCUUUCAGCCCCAUCUGCAUCCAAAGACGUACCAAUAAGAGAUUGGUAUAAUUACAUUAAUGCUCUAAACACCUGUACAUAUUGCUUAACAAAGCAUGUUUUACAAGGACCAGUAUUUUUCAUCUUUUUUCAUCCAUAGCAGUACCUGAACAAAGAUACUACAAUACUAUCUUAAUAGGGCUGCAACCUAGUGUACAAACCAUUCUGCUUCGAAAUAAGGGUCCCUUGGUUUCGAAAAUUAAAAAUACAUUUCAUUUUUAGCCACUUAUCUUCUGUGAAGAUGCAAACAUACUUUCAAUUUUGUUUAUUAAUUCAUUUACAUAUAUUUUUUUUAGGAGGGGGUUCGUUUCUGACUUUUUUUCAUACAUAUGCAUUCAUCAUUGUAAUUGACCAGUGAGAUCAAUGCCACAGUGAUGUGUAGUUGAGUUUAUCACUAUCUGUAAACAUGGUCCAGUAAAGAAUAUAUACCCUACAUAAACAAUUGUUCAUGGAAAUGGUCCAAUUAAAUUCCCCCCCCCCCUUUCAGGAGCUACUGUUGAAUGGACACAAGACAAAAUACACACUGUCAUUUAACUUCAUGGGAUGUAUUUUCUCCUGUUUCUUUUCUUUACUUACAAUGCAUUCCACACUGCCAAAUGCCUGUAUAGGGUUGUUCCAGAAUUCUUCUGGAAUACAUUUUUUAAUGAAAAAUAUUUCAGCAAAAAUGACAGGGACCAUCCAUCACUUGGAGAGAAAAUUCACUUCUUGAGACGUAAACAAGUGUUCAACAUUCCUGUGAGUUUGGGAGUUUUAGAUAUUCUUCAAAAUUACCUAGAGACAUGGUAGUAAAACGAUUAAAAUUCAAAUGUGAUCAUGUUUGGCUGGAAGAUACUGGAACAAGCUCUUGGGAAGGAGAAAAGAUGAUAAGACUUGUUUCCUGGUGCUUGAUGUGGCUUUAUUUCUUUUGUAUGUAUGAGCUUGAGAUUACGAAUAUCAUAUUUCUUAGUAUAUACUGUAUAUAUGUUCAUCUAAAAGUUUGGUAGAAUAUACCUGACACAUUCUACGACAUGAUCAACUCCAUUGUGGCACAACAACUUUCACAUAGGAUAUAAUCAAAAUAUUUGUUCUUAGCAUUGGUUACUUUAGAUUUUUUUUUAAAAUAUAUAUACAUAUCUUGCUCUUUACCUGUGUUAUACCGUUUCAAUUCGAGUAUCCUCCUCUUUCUCUCCCUCUUUUAUAUUUAUAGUACCCUUUGUCUUGUUUCUUUUCAGCGCUUAAGUCUCCUGUUUUGUUUUUUUGAUCGAUGUGUGAAAAAAGCAGCAAACAAUUUUGCAGUGUCAUUUCAAAAUGAAUUCUUGAUUCUUGAUCAACACUUUUUACAAGUAUAAUUAAAAAAUGACACAUUUCAAAGUUUAUACUCUCUGUAUUUCAUUUAAUGGGGGGACUUAUAAAUGCAUAUUUCACACAUGUGUGGAUAAAUUCCCUUUGAAGAGAGGUUACCAAAAAAUUUAUUUUUUAUGGGUGGUAUCUAAAUUUCAAAGAGAAAAUGAUAUUUCCAGAAAUCUCCGUUCAAUUCCUUUGAUAUGGCUCUCAAAAUAAAGAAAAUGAUAUAGGAAUGAUAACACAUUGUUUUACAAAGUAAUGCUUGCAUUUCUCUAAUUUUACAAAAUAAAGUCAAAAUCUAAUUCCAUUCUUAGACUGCAAACCUAGACUAAACCAUAACAGUUAAGAUUUUCAUCACAUUGCUUUAUCAAAAAUCACUGAUUCAUUCAGUAUAUUGUCAGGUAUUUUAGCAGCUAUGGCAGGCAACCAGUGAAAACAAAUAUAUCCUAUUAAACAGUAGAUAUAAGCAUUACAAUCCUAAUUUUGUAUUCUUUGCUCCUUUUCUUGAUUAAGUUAUCAUUAUAAAGGGCAAAAUAAACUUUCUAGAAACCUUUCUCUUUCAAAUUCAGAAGUCGCCCACCAAAUGACUUUCUCUUUAAAAUCAUUUUUAGCGAAGCAUCAAAUGAAGGAGAGAUAUCGAAGCUUACAAAAAAAGGUUUCAUGAAAUAAUUUGUGAUUAAGUUGUCAUAAAACCUUUAAAAAAAUAUUGGUUCCACUAUUUUAUACACUUUAAGAUAGGAGAAGAUUCACAGGUUUGUUUCACAAACAAAUCGACCAAUUAAAUUACAGAAUUCAUGAGAAAAUUGGUCCACUAAGAGAUAAAAAAAGAUAAUAUUCAAAAAUAAUAUUACAGACAUAUU
Lytechinus pictus (painted urchin) is the source of this 4735-nucleotide messenger RNA. RefSeq names its product hepatocyte nuclear factor 4-gamma-like. Bases 1 to 1386 code for a protein of 461 amino acids. The record is from RefSeq and is a predicted model, not a curated record. Gene Ontology annotation, molecular function: nuclear steroid receptor activity; nuclear receptor activity; zinc ion binding. Gene Ontology annotation, biological process: cell differentiation; anatomical structure development; positive regulation of transcription by RNA polymerase II. NCBI's taxonomy places the organism in Eukaryota, Metazoa, Echinodermata, Echinoidea, Temnopleuroida, Toxopneustidae. Gene Ontology annotation, cellular component: nucleus. The transcript has 8 exons.